This is a messenger RNA of Lodderomyces beijingensis, 494 nucleotides long. The record is from the annotation of a GenBank genome assembly. NCBI's taxonomy places the organism in Eukaryota, Fungi, Ascomycota, Pichiomycetes, Serinales, Debaryomycetaceae.
AUGCUUUCCAGUCACCAAACAUCCAAGAAUGACAGACGUGUACAAGGUUGAACAUAAUCACUAGAACCAGCGGCUCCACGAUAGUUUCUCAAUAGAGUUUAACCGCCUCCACCUCCAAAAAGUAGAGAAAGCACAGGCAAUACUAACAUUUCUUGCGUCCAGUGAAAUACUUAGCAGCAUACUUGUUAUUAGUCAACGCCGGUAAAUCAACCCCCUCAGCCGAAGACGUCAAAGCCGUCCUCUCAGCCGCUGACGUUGAGAUCGAAGACGACAAAGUUGAGAAAUUGAUCUCGGAAUUGGACGGCAAAUCCAUCGAGGAGUUGAUUGCUGAAGGUAACGAGAAAUUGUCCAGUGUCCCAACUGGUGGUGCCGCUGCUGCUGCUGGUGGAGCUGCUGCUGCUGGUGGUGCUGCUGCUGAAGAAGCUGCUGAAGAAGUUGCUGAAGAAGCUGCCGAGGAAUCUGACGACGAUAUGGGAUUCGGUUUGUUUGAUUAA